GAUUGGUUGAUUUCUUGCGAUACCGCCCAACAAACGCUUUGCUUCCGCUUGCGUGGAGGGUUUUGCCCUUUGUAAAGAUGGCCGCGGAGGCUUUUGGAGCCAACUGGAAGCGUAGUGCGCGUUUUCCGGAGCGUGAGCAGAGAGGACAGGAACAGGCGCAGCAUUCGUGGGCACCGAUUGGCUGAAGCGAGAAGCAGCCCAGCCGCUGACUGGCUCGGUCAUUCGCGGGAAGGAGUUCGUGGCGCCAGAAAAAAGUAUCCAGAGCCGCGGAGUAGCGCGAGUUCUGGGUUGUUCCGCAACUUGCCGAGAUCCGAACCUUCUCGCCCUCUUUGCGGAGAAUCGAGACCAAGAUGUGGAACAGUGGAUUCGAAAGCUAUGGCAGCUCCAACUACGGGGGAGCUGGCGGCUACACGCAGUCCCCGGGGGGCUUUGGAUCGCCCGGACCUUCUCAGGCCGAAAAGAAAUCAAGAGCCCGAGCCCAGCACAUUGUGCCCUGUACUAUAUCUCAGCUGCUUUCUGCCACUUUGGUUGAUGAAGUGUUCAGAAUUGGGAAUGUUGAGAUUUCACAGGUCACUAUUGUGGGGAUCAUCAGACAUACAGAGAAGGCUCCAACCAACAUUGUUUACAAAAUAGAUGACAUGACAGCUCCACCCAUGGAUGUUCGCCAGUGGGUUGACACAGAUCCCUCAGCAGGGAGAGCACCUAUCAGCAAUCCAGGAAUGAGUGAAGCAGGGAACUUUGGUGGGAAUAGCUUUAUGCCAGCAAAUGGCCUCACUGUGGCCCAAAACCAGGUGCUGAAUUUGAUUAAGGCUUGUCCAAGACCUGAAGGGUUGAACUUUCAAGAUCUCAAGAACCAGCUGAAACACAUGUCUGUACCCUCAAUCAAGCAAGCUGUGGAUUUUCUGAGCAAUGAGGGGCACAUCUAUUCUACUGUGGAUGAUGAUCAUUUUAAAUCCACAGAUGCAGAAUAACUGGAUCUAAUUGGGUACCUGAGAUAUUUUACAGCUGGACCUAGUUUCACAGUCUCUUGUCUCCAGCUCUGCAUACAUUGAGCCAGGUGGCUUCUAGGAAGUAGGUUUCAUGUCUAAAAGGUCUCUACUGACGUCCUUUUGAAACAUACUGCUCUUCUGUUUUAUUUUGUUUUGUUUGAAGCUCAGAGGGAGAUGGACAAUUGACAGGGAUGCAAUCCAGGAUGGCAUUUCUUGAGGAAGCUACAAAUAAGCUUGUUACAACAUCAAGAUAAUGGAAUCGGAAGGACGCUACCAGGAGAGUACUUACAUAGUGUUUGGGGGUUUCUCUUUUUAAAGUUUUUCCUGCUGCUGAAAGAAGAUGAGCAGGACCAGGGCCUUGUAGGCAGAGCCCUAACUGAGUAACCUGCUAGCCUCUGCCUGUUUCUGUCCCACUUUGGUUGUGUGGCAUUACUUUCAGAAUUGCACUUUCCUGCUUGUCGUGACUGCUGCUUGUCAUGACCGUAUGUUUCUGUGAACACGAAGUUCUGUGGUGGUGCCUCCAGGGGCAGAGGAAAGGAAGUGUUACUGCGUUUUGUACAAAAUAAGUACAUUCAUAUGUUUAAUAAAACAGUUCGAUUGUAGUAACUUGUAAAAA
Messenger RNA from Cebus imitator (Panamanian white-faced capuchin), 1605 nucleotides. It is a transcript of the gene RPA2, whose product is annotated as replication protein A2. The record is from RefSeq and is a predicted model, not a curated record. Lineage: Eukaryota; Metazoa; Chordata; Mammalia; Primates; Cebidae. The transcript has 7 exons. Gene Ontology annotation, cellular component: DNA replication factor A complex; chromosome, telomeric region; site of double-strand break. Bases 351 to 971 code for a protein of 206 amino acids. Gene Ontology annotation, biological process: DNA replication; double-strand break repair via homologous recombination; nucleotide-excision repair.